UUGAAGCUUCCAUUUCGUUGGAAAUUUCGUGGAAAAAUGGGUUUUUAUUUGGAGCACGUGAUGACGGGAGAUCGGGUUUACCUGGUCCAGGGUAUAAACCUGUUUGGUCGCCACUCCAUCUGCAACUGGAAAAUGAAGUACGACUAUAUGUCCAGAUUUCACGCCCUCAUCUCGGUGCAAAAUGACAAGGUUUUCAUUAGGGAGGUGGAUGCCCGCAAUGGUGUGUUCAUCAACUACUCUCAGGAUCGCCUGGGAGUGAUACCUCGUGAAAUAUUCGAAGGCGACGACCUAUCCUUUGGGGUAAAACUGGAAGGCGAUGGUGAGCUCGAAUUACCGGUCACAUUCGGUAUAUUCACCUUGAAGGCGGACUGAGAAUCCGCCGAUCCUAGCUGAGGCGUUAUCUUACCAACUCCCGAUAGGACCUGGUAACUGGAGGACUAAGGACCGGAAUCCUUUGUGUAUACAUGUAGAUAAAUGUGAUUGAAAGACGUAAUUACACUAAUGUUAAAUUUUUUUAAGCUAAAUAAUAAUUUACCACUGAAACGGAAUCGUUGGUAUUGGUAUGAUAAGAAACAAUUCAAGUACUCAUUAAUAAGAUAACUUAUUUUAUUUAUUAUUUAUUUAACUGUUGGUUCUUUUGUUAAUUAUUCUUCAAAGCCAAGUCCUCUUUGAUGACAGUGGUUUCAAUUGCAAUCCCCUUCGCAUCCUAGAACCCAAAAUGCCUUCUUAAUUGCAGCACGCAAUUUAGCAUGUAAUCAUGCUGGGAGUUCGAGGACUUUGGAGUUGCAAAGGCUACGUGUGGAGAUUUGGGCUGUUGUCUUAUGACAAGCACCGCAAUUGGAUUUCCGGCGUGGACCAAGUCAUCAUCAUCAUCAUCAUCGUACCCCAGCGAAAACAAAUGCAUUCUGCUCUUUGAAUUUUAAUAGCGACCAUCACUGACCCAAAAUGAUACAAAAAUACUCUGCAUCAAAUAUAACAAAUCGCAGUCUAACCCGGC
This is a messenger RNA of Drosophila elegans, 997 nucleotides long. RefSeq lists its product as uncharacterized. Lineage: Eukaryota; Metazoa; Arthropoda; Insecta; Diptera; Drosophilidae. Gene Ontology annotation, molecular function: protein binding. The transcript is spliced from 3 exons. Bases 37 to 372 code for a protein of 111 amino acids. The record is from RefSeq and is a predicted model, not a curated record.